AUGCGUCGGAAGAUCCAUGAGGUUACCGGUCAUAAAUUCAUGGCGUUGUUCUUACGACAGCCGACUUUUUGCGCUCAUUGUAAGGAGUUCAUCUGGGGCAUUGGCAAGCAAGGAUAUCAGUGUCAAAGUAAGUGUUUU
This is a messenger RNA of Ostertagia ostertagi, 138 nucleotides long. NCBI's taxonomy places the organism in Eukaryota, Metazoa, Nematoda, Chromadorea, Rhabditida, Trichostrongylidae. The record is from the annotation of a GenBank genome assembly.